Molecule: messenger RNA, 354 nt
Organism: Ascochyta rabiei
Lineage: Eukaryota; Fungi; Ascomycota; Dothideomycetes; Pleosporales; Didymellaceae
Product: Cyclin-dependent kinases regulatory subunit (Cell division control protein cks1)
Exons: 4
Coding region: 1-354 (117 amino acids)
Biological process (GO): regulation of mitotic cell cycle
Cellular component (GO): SCF ubiquitin ligase complex; cyclin-dependent protein kinase holoenzyme complex
Molecular function (GO): histone binding; ubiquitin binding; cyclin-dependent protein serine/threonine kinase activator activity
Source: RefSeq, a predicted model, not a curated record
AUGCCCGCCGAUAUGGACAUCGAUUUCACGCGCCGCAACAAGAAGCCUCGUCCGUUGUCAGAGCACGAGAAGGAAAAGCUGGACGAGUUUGUGGACGCGAUCCACUACUCGGCAAGAUACUCGGAUGACGAAUAUGAAUACCGUCAUGUGCAACUGCCCAAGCAGAUGCUGAAAAUUAUUCCCAAGGACUACUUCGAUGGUGCUAGAGGCACACUGAAGCUCCUGUGGGAAGAGGAAUGGAGAGCAUUGGGCAUCACUCAGAGUCUAGGGUGGGAACACUACGAGGUACACGAGCCUGAGCCACACAUCCUUCUCUUCAAGCGACCAAUCAACUACCAGCCUCCUACGCACUAA